AUGUGCCGUCUGGUGGCGCGCCGUAACGACACGCCGCACCUGGUGGCGCUGCAGCCGCAGCCAGAGGUGGUCAGCGACGGCGUGCAGACGGCGCCGCCCGGCUUCCACGUCAUCUACCUGCCGUUCGCCGACGACGUCCGCCAGCUGUCGCUGCCGGCGCCGCGGCGCGCCACGGACGAGCAGAUCGAAGCCGCCCGCGCCAUCGUCACCAAACUGCGCUUCAAGUACGCGCCCGAGAAGAUCGAGAACCCCCAGCUGCAGAAGCACUGGAUCAACAUCGAGGCUUUGGCGCUGAACCGGCCUGAUGUGGAGGAGUUCACUGAUUACACCGCACCGGACGUGGAGCGGAUCAGGAAGAACGCGGGGCCGCUGAUUGAGAAGUUCCAGGAGCUCGUGUAUCCGGAGGGGUACGACCCGCUGGCCAAGAGCAAGCCGCGGGCGCCCGCCGCCAAGCGGCCCAAGCUGGACCCCGACGCCGUGGACGUGCGCGCCCUGGCACUCGAAAAGAAGGUCCACACGACGACGAUGCCCGUGCUGAAGGCGUUCCUCCAGGACGCUGGCGUGUCCGUCAGCGGUCUGAAGAAGGCCGACCUUGUCCAGGGCCGUGUUUGGAGGCAGAUGUAG
Pollicipes pollicipes is the source of this 624-nucleotide messenger RNA. Its product is annotated as X-ray repair cross-complementing protein 5-like. The record is from RefSeq and is a predicted model, not a curated record. Gene Ontology annotation, biological process: telomere maintenance; double-strand break repair via nonhomologous end joining. Gene Ontology annotation, molecular function: telomeric repeat DNA binding; double-stranded DNA binding; DNA helicase activity. The transcript is spliced from 5 exons. Gene Ontology annotation, cellular component: Ku70:Ku80 complex. Lineage: Eukaryota; Metazoa; Arthropoda; Thecostraca; Pollicipedomorpha; Pollicipedidae. Bases 1 to 624 code for a protein of 207 amino acids.